This is a messenger RNA of Closterium sp. Naga37s-1, 4656 nucleotides long. The record is from the annotation of a GenBank genome assembly. Lineage: Eukaryota; Viridiplantae; Streptophyta; Zygnematophyceae; Desmidiales; Closteriaceae.
AUGGGCGGCGGCGGCAGUGGUCGAAUUGGUAAGCGGAGCAAAGGGGGGCUUGGAGACACGUGGGGAGGCGGCGAAGGGGCAGGAGGAGGGGGAGGAAGAGAGGGAGGUAGUAUUAACCGCGUGGCUGUGGCUGUAACGACAACACCGGCUGCAGCCGCUACAGCCGUAGUGCCUCUGCCGGCUGCAGCGACCGUGCCGGCUGUAGCCACCGUGCCGGCUGUAGCAGCUACAGCGGAGUGGAACAUGGACUUGCUGAGCGCGCCGCUGAGCUCGAGCAUGCAGCAGCGGAAGCAGCAGCAGCGAUCGUCACCGUCGGGUCUUGAGACGUCUCAAAACUUGCUGAGCGCGCCGCUGAGUUCGAGCCUGCAGCACCAGAAGCAGCGCAAGCAGCACCGAUCGUUACCGUCAACUCGAGCGUCGUCAGGGUCGCCGCAAGUCUCGGUAACAGAUGCUGCUGCUGCUGCUGGCGGUGCUGCUACUUCUGCUGGCGCUGCUGCUGCUGGCGGUGCUGCUACUUCUGCUGGCGCUGCUGCUGCUGCUACUUCUGCUGCUGCUGCUGCUGCUGCUGCUGCUGCUGCUGCUGCCACGGUUGCUUCUCCUGGUCUUGCCGCCGUGUCCCCUGUUGCCGCAACCCCUUCCCCCGCCAUUGCUCCUCCCUUCAUCUCUUCAGCCGCCCUCACCUCUUUCGCUGAUAGCACCGGCCCUACUGUUGCUGCUGCUGUUGGUGGUGGCGGUAACAGUAGCAGUGGUGUCAAGGAGGGAGGAGUACUUAGUGGUUCGGGGGGACUAGAGCUUGGGCCUCGCAGGAAACCAGUGGACUUAGCUAAGCGUCUGGCUAGUGCGGUUAAGUAUCAGAAGCAGCAGGUGUCUAGAGCGCAGUCAAAUCCGCAGCCGCAGCAGCAGCAGCAGCAGCAGCAGCAGCAGCAGCAGCAGCAGCUGCAGCAGCAACUGUCGCAGCCGCUGCAGAGCCAGCAAGCAGAUGAGAGACAGCAGGUAGCGCAGCAGCAGCAGCAGCAGCAGCAGCAUCAGCAACAACAAAAGCAACUGCAGCAGCAGCACGAUCAGCUAUGGGAGGCGCUGCAAGGGUGGCCGCAAGCACAGCACCAUCAGAUGCAGCGGCAGGAGCAGGGGCAGCAGCAAGGGCAGCAGGCGGGAAGUAGAGUGACGGAUUCUCUUUUGCUUGCGCUGGUGAGACGGCAGCUGUCGGGACAGGAAACAGAGCUAGCGCAGCGAGGCCAGGACCAGCAGAGGGAGAAGCAGAAUCAGCAACAGCAGCAACCGCAGCAGGAGCAGCAGCAGCAGCAGGAGCAGCAGCAGCAGCAGCAGCAGCAGCAACUAUACCAGCAGCAGACUCAGCAGCCGCAAGCACAACAGCCGCUACAACCGGCACAACGGGCGCUACAGCCGUCCAAGCGGCCGCUACAACCGUCCCAGUUCGAUUUAGAGUUCCCAUUCGCUAGCAUUGACUCUAUGCGCGCAGCAGAGAUGGAAGCACUGGAAAAGGCUAUUACAGGGUUCUCACGGGGUGCUUCUAACGAGGAUAGGCUCGCUGUAGGGUCUGGUGGGUUGGCAGUAGGUUCGGGAGAGAGGAGCAGGUUUGGUGUGGUUGGGAUGACGGGCCAGGGCUGGAGCGGUGGUGGUAGGGGCGAUGCCAGUGCUGCUGCUUGUGGUCAUGCUGGUGUUGGUGGUAGUGGUGGUUUGAGUGGCAUUCGUGGUGGUGGUGGUGGUAGUCGUGAUAGCACCGCUGCCGCUGCUGCUGCUGCUGCUGCUGCUGCUGCUGCCAGUGGUGACGGUCAUGAGGCGCUUCAGAAUCGGACAGGAGGAGGAGGGAGGGACUUGGCGUCUGAACUGGCGUCUCUGGUAGGGAGAGCCAGCUCUGGUGAGAGCGGUGGGGUCAUGCAAGUUGACGGUAAUGAGGAGGAGGUGCUGGAAAAUAGGGCAGGAGGGAGGGAUUUGGCGUCUGAAUUGGAUUUCCUGGCAGGCGGAGGCAGCACGGAGAGAAGUGGUAGUUCCGAGCGGCCGAAGCAGAACCACCAACCAGGAGUGAUUCAACCGAGAGUGAUGGAGCAGCAGCAGCAGAGAGUGAUUCACCUGAGAGGGGAGCAGCAGCAGCAGAGAGUGGAAGCGGUGCCGAGGGCAGUGAGUGAGUUUGGAGACUCGGAGAGUGUGCGGGACCUUGCGAGUGGGAGAGUGUCCGAUGAAGGGUUGCAACAAGACUUGCUGCAGCUGGCUGAAGCCGUGGCCACGGGGGACCAGGACCUGCUGCAACUGGCUGAAGCCGUGGCCAUGGGCGACCAGGUGAAGGGAGAGUGGGGAGAGGGGCGACCAGGUGAAGGGAGAGUGGGGAGAGGGGCGACCAGGCAGGUGAGUGAGAGUGGGAGGGUGUCAGACGAGGGGUUGCAGCAGGACCUGCUUCAACUGGUUGAAGCUGGCGCUACAGGGGACCAGCCGCGUAUGGUGGCUUUGACUCGUCGCCUGCGUCCGCUGUCCUCCCCAUACGGCACGCCCAUGCAACGCGUCUCCCACUACCUGCUCACAGCCCUCGCCAAGAGGGCUGCUGGGGCGCUGGGGACCGACUACAUUGCUUAUCUCAGCCGCGCGCCUGAGGUGAGAUGGGGGGGGAAAGCUGUUGGUUCUGCUGCUGCUGUCUCCCACUACCUGCUCACUGCCCUCGCCAAGAGGGCUGCAGGCGCCCUGGGGACAGACAGUCUACACGGCCUAUCUGAGGGCUGCUGGGGCGCUGGGGACGGAUUAGAUCGCAUACUUGAGCCGCGGCGCGCUCCAGAGUUGGCGCCGGUGGUGCCAUCUCAUGCCUCCCUACCACCUGCUCACUCACUCCCCUCGCCACUACCACCUGCUCACUCACUCCCCUCGCCACUACCACCUGCUCACUCACUCCCCUCGCCACUACCACCUGCUCACUCACUCCCCUCGCCACUACCACCUGCUCACUCACUCCCCUCGCCACUACCACCUGCUCACUCACUCCCCUCGCCACUACCACCUGCUCACUCACUCCCCUCGCCACUACCACCUGCUCACUCACUCCCCUCGCCACUACCACCUGCUCACUCACUCCCCUCGCCACUACCUUUGGAUCUAGCUGCAGGCUGCCUGGGAACCGCCCUGAGAACCCCCCUGGGAAUCCCCCUGGGAGCCUCCCUGGGAGCCUCUCCUUCCUCUCCUCCAUUCGCCCUUCCUAUCUUCAAUCACCCUUCCCUAUCCCCCAUUUCCGCCCUGUCCUGCAGACCUACCAUCUCACAUGCGCUCCCCUCCCCUCCAUCCCUUUCCUCCCCUCUUCAUUCAUCCCCGUUCCUCUCCAUCCCUCUCCACCCCUCUCCACCACAGGAGGAGGCGUUGAUUCUGGCCUUUGCAGCGCACUGCCCCACGCUGCAGUUCUGCUACUCCGCCCUGGCCUGUGCCAUGCUGGUGAGGCGUGCAGAGUGGUGCAGAGGGAGGACAAGCCCAACAUCCACAUCGUCUACCUUUGAGGCGCCUCAAAAGUACCAUGCGAGCAUCAGUGCAACUCCUCUCUCCCCCGCCCCAACCCCCCAACCCCCCCUUGUCCCCCUUCUUCUCAACCCCUUUCCCUCUACAGGAUGCAGAGAGGACGAGUCCAACAUCCACAUCGUCGUCAAUAACUCCCCCCUUCCCCCUCUCUCCCCCCCCCUCUCCCCCUUUCUCCCCCCUCCCCCUCCCCCUCCCCCUCCCCCCCUUCCAUUCUCUCCUCGCUUCCCCCUGCUUACCUCCGUCUUUCUAACCCCUUCCUGCCCCCCUUCCCCUCCACAGGAUGCGGCAGAAGAUGAGACCAACAUUCACAUCGUCGACUUUGCCAUGUGGGCAUCAGACGCAGCAGAGGACGAGACCAACAUUCACAUCGUCGACUUUGCCAUGUGGGCGGGCCAGUGGCCAAUCGUCAUCCGCCAGCUGGCGGCAGCUGCCCGGAAAAGAAUGGCCGCUGCAGCCGUUACCAUCAAAAGCCUUAACAACAGCAGCAGCAGUAGCAUCGGUGGCGGCGCUGGUGUCAGUCCGUCCACCUCCGCUCCCUCUCCCAUCCCUCCCUCCUUCCUCCGAAUCCGAUUCACAGCUGUAGACCCUCCCUUUGGUCACCCGUAUGGGACCGGCCUGAAGCUUCCUGCGGCUUUCCUGCAGGCUGAGCUGGCACGGGCGGCGCAGGAGUGCGGCGCGAGCUUGUCCUUUUCCCGGGUGGAGGCGGCGCCGGAGACGCUGCGGGCGGCGGCGAUUGGAGUGGAGCGGGGGGAGUGUGUGCUGGUGAAUAUUGCUGGGCGGCUGGCGUGUGUGGCAGACUCAACAGUGCUGAGACACAGCCCAAAGGAUACAGCAAUAAAGGCGAUCAUGCAACUAGACCCAAAAGUAGUUGCUCUGGUCUCCUUCGGCCGCCGCGGCUUCGAAGAGUUUGUUCUCGCACGGGAAAUGGUGAACCUGGUAGCGUGCGAGGGCAUGCAGAGGCUGGUGCGAGCAGAGAGUUUGGACCAGAUGCAUGCGCGGAUGGGGAGGUUGGGGGUGGCGGCACGGGCGUUCAGCAAGAGGAGCAUGUGGGGGUUGAACAGCAGGGGGGCGUGCGGCUUCUGUGGAGCGGCAAGUCGAUUCUGGGUGCUUCUGCUUGGACCCCUGGGAGAAGAAGGGAGGGGAUGA